Molecule: messenger RNA, 7889 nt
Organism: Phacochoerus africanus (Common warthog)
Lineage: Eukaryota; Metazoa; Chordata; Mammalia; Artiodactyla; Suidae
Gene: CUL9
Product: cullin 9
Exons: 41
Coding region: 152-7780 (2542 amino acids)
Biological process (GO): ubiquitin-dependent protein catabolic process
Cellular component (GO): cullin-RING ubiquitin ligase complex
Molecular function (GO): zinc ion binding; ubiquitin protein ligase binding
Source: RefSeq, a predicted model, not a curated record
GGAGGGCAGACCCAGUGUAGGAGGAGGGAGCUCCAAGGUCAAUACUGGAUGGGAAGGGCUGCCGACUGCAGCUGAGGGGAGCAACCCGACCGAGAUCUCAAGCUCCGCGGCCGGCGGAUACGCGGGACGCAGCGGCCCGCGGGAGGUCAGGAUGGUGGGGGAACGGCGCGCUGGGGACCUCAUGGUGCCCUUGGGGCCCCGGCUGCAGGCAUAUCCUGAAGAACUUCUUCGACAGCGGCCUGGGCAUGAUGGGCGUCCUGAGUACCUGAUCCGAUGGAGUGUCCUGAAGUGUGGGGAAGUGGGCAGAGUGGGUGUGGAAGAGGGCAAGGCAGAGCACAUCCUCAUGUGGCUGUCAGCCCCCGAGGUCUACGCCAACUGCCCCAUGCUGUUAGGUGAGCGGGCAUUAUCUACGGGACCUCAGCACGAAACAGCUGGGGGUUCAGGAAGCUUUCCCCGAGAUCCAGGAGGCCUGGAUGACGUGGCACUGGGAGAGAUGGAGGCUGAUGUGCGGGCGCUGGUGCGCAGGGCUGCCAGGCAGCUGGCAGAAGGUGGGACCUCGAGCCUCACGGCCGCUGUGCUCCACACCAUCCAUGUGCUCAGCGCCUACGCCAGCAUCGGGCCUCUCACCCGGGUCUUCCGGGAGACGGGUGCCCUGGACCUGCUCAUGCACAUGUUGUGCAACCCCGAGCCUCAGAUCCGGCGGAGUGCAGGCAAGAUGCUGCAGGCUCUGGCAGCCCAUGAUGCUGGGAGUCGGGCCCAUGUCCUCCUGUCACUGAGCCAGCAGGACGGCAUCGAGCAGCACAUGGACUUUGAUAGCCGCUACACUUUGCUGGAGCUUUUCGCAGAGACCACGUCUUCUGAGGAACACUGCAUGGCCUUUGAGGGCAUUCAUCUGCCUCAGAUCCCAGGAAAGCUGCUCUUCUCCCUGGUGAAACGCUACCUGUGUGUCACUUCCCUGCUGGAUCAGCUGAAUAACAGUCCAGAGCCAGGGGCUGGAGACCGAGGCUCCCCAUCCUCAAGGGAGGAUUUUGGCCGGGAGAAAAGCCGAGGGCAGCGGGAGCUGGAGUUCAGUAUGGCCAUGGGCAGCCUCAUCUCAGAGCUGGUGCGGAGCAUGGGCUGGGCCCGGAACCUUGGCGAACAGGGCACAUCGCCACCCCGGCCGUCCCGAUCCAUCUUUCAGCCUGGCAUUUCUGGCCCCAGCCUCUUACUUCCCUCCAUCGUCGCCAUCCCCAGGAGGCAAGGGCGGGCCUUCCGCCAGCGCGCCGAGUUCUCUAGCCGCAGUGGCUAUGGUGAGUAUGUGCAGCAGAACCUGCAGCCGGGGAUGCACGUGCGGAUGCUGGAUGACUACGAGGAGAUCAGCGCCGGGGACGAGGGCGAGUUCCGGCAGAGCAACAACGGUGUACCCCCAGUGCAGGUCUUCUGGCAGUCAACGGGCCGGACCUACUGGGUGCACUGGUACAUGCUGGAGAUCCUGGGCCCUGAGGAAGCUGCUGAGGAGACGGCUUCAGCAGCUGCAGAGAAGGGGGCAGGGGCUGCUCUGUUGGGCACAGCACUUCCCCCCUGGGACUGGAAGCCAGUGGACGGGCUCUACUCUUUGCCGUACCUCCAGCCCGAGCCUCAGAAGAAUGAGGGAUUAGGAUACCUGACCCAGGCGGAGUGGUGGGAGCUGCUCUUCUUCAUCAAGAAAUUGGACAUAUGUGAGCAGCAGCCAAUUUUCCAGAAUCUUCGGGAGAACCUAGAUGAGACCCCGGGCGAGCAGGCCCUCGGCGAGAUCUCCGUGCCCGCAGCGGUGGCCGAAGAUCUGCUGCAGGUUCUCAGGAAUCGGUUUGAGGGCAGUGUCCUCAGUGACCUGCUCAGCUCGCAAAUCUACGCCAAGUACGGGCGGCCACCCCGUGCCCCGAGCAGCUCGUCGUCGUCGUCUUCUUCCCCAAGUCGCUCCUGCACGCCAGAUCCGGAAGAGGAGUGCAAGUCAGAGGCCACCUUCUCAGAGGAAGAGACUGAGUCCCCCAAAGCCAAGGCUGAGCCCCUCAAGGCAGAGGCUGAGGCCGGCAAGGGAAAAACCGAGCCCCCCAUGGCACAGAGUGAUUCCCAGCUGUUUAACCAGCUUCUGGUGACUGAGGGGAUGGCUCUGCCCCCCGAGAUGAAGGAGGCAGCCAAUGAGAUGGCUAGAGCCUUGCGGGGUCCCGGGCCACGAAGCUCCCUGGAUCAGCACGUGGCUGCAGUCGUGGCCACUGUGCAGAUAUCCAGCUUGGACACACAUCUGCAGCUUUCAGGGCUCUAUGCCCUCUCACAGGCCGUGGAGGAGGUCACCGAGCGGGACCACCCUCUGGUCCGACCCGACCGAUCCCUGAGAGAGAAGCUAGUGAAGACGCUGGUGGAGCUGCUAACCAAUGAGGUGGGAGAGAAGAUGGUGGUGGUGCUGGCCCUGCGCCUUCUUUACCUGCUCAUGACCAAACACGAGUGGCGCCCACUCUUUGCCAGGGAGGGUGGCAUCUAUGCUGUGCUCGUUUGCAUGCAAGAAUACAAGACCUCCGUCUUGGUGCAGCAAGCAGGGCUGGCGGCCCUGAAGAUGCUGGCCAUUGCCAGCUCCUCGGAGAUCCCCACUUUCGUUACCGGCCGAGAUUCUAUCCACCCUUUGUUUGACGCCCAGAUGACCAGGGAGAUCUUCGCCAGCAUCGACUCAGCCACCCGCCCCGGCUCUGAGAGCCUGCUCCUCACUGUCCCUGCAGCAGUGAUCCUGAUGCUGAACACAGAGGGGUGCUCCUCGGCGGUGAGAAACGGCCUGCUCCUGCUCAACCUGCUUUUGUGCAACCACUACACGCUGGGAGACCAGAUCAUAACCCGCGAGCUCAGAGACACCUUGUUUAGGCACUCGGGAAUAGCGCCGGGGACAGAACCCAUGCCCACCACGCGCACCAUCCUCAUGAUGCUUCUCAAUCGCUACUCGGAGCCGCCGGGCAGCCCCGAGCACGCAGCCUCACUGGAGUCCCCCGGUGCCCGGGGCCAGGAUGGGUCUCCUGAGCUGCUGAUCCGGUCCCUGGUGGGGGGCCCAUCUGCAGAGCUCCUCCUGGACUUGGAGCGCGUGCUGUGCCGCGAGGGUGGCCCCGGGGGUGCCGUGAGGCCCCUUCUCAAGCGCCUCCAGCAGGAGAACCAGCCCUUCCUCCUGUUUCUGCGGACUCUGGACGCUCCUGGGCCCAACAAAACUCUGCUGCUGACGGCGCUGAGGGUCAUGACCCGGCUGCUGGAUCACCCGGAGGCAGUGGUCCUCCCCUGGCACGAGGUCUUGGAGCCCUGCCUCAACUGUCUGAGUGGCCCUAGCAGUGACAAUGAGAUCGUUCAGGAGCUGCUCUGCUUCCUGUACCGCCUGGCCUCGAUGCACAAGGACUACGCCGUGGUGCUCUGCUGCCUGGGAGCCAAAGAGGCCCUCGCCAAAGUCCUGGACAAGCACUCGGCUGAGCUGCUGCUGGCCUGCGAGCUCCGGGACCUGGUGACAGAGUGUGAGAAACAUGCCCAGUUGUACAGCAACCUCACCUCCAGCAUCCUGGCUGGCUGCAUUCAGAUGGUGCUGGGCCAGAUUGAAGACCACAGACGCACCCACCGCCCCAUCAACAUCCCCUUCUUUGACGUGUUCCUCAGGCACCUCUGCCAAGGCUCCAGUGUGGAGGUGAAGGAGGACAAGUGCUGGGAGAAGGUGGAGGUGUCCUCCAACCCGCACCGGGCAGGCAAGCUGACCGACCGCAACCCCAAGACCUACUGGGAAUCCAACGGCAGCACCGGCUCCCACCACAUCACCUUGCACAUGCACCGCGGUGUUCUUGUUAGGCAGCUGACUCUGCUGGUGGCCAGUGAAGACUCAAGUUACAUGCCAGCCAGGGUGGUGGUGUUUGGGGGUGACAGCGCCAGCUGCAUCAGCACGGAGCUCAAUACGGUCAACGUGAUGCCCUCUGCCAGCCGGGUGGUCCUCCUGGAGAACCUGAACCGCUUCUGGCCCGUCAUCCAGAUCCGCAUAAAGCGCUGCCAACAGGGUGGCAUCGACACCCGGGUUCGGGGCGUGGAGGUCCUGGGCCCCAAGCCCACUUUCUGGCCGCUAUUCCGAGAGCAGCUGUGUCGCCGGACGUGUCUCUUCUACACAAUUCGGGCGCAAGCCUGGAGCCGGGACAUUGCAGAGGACCGCAGGCGUCUCCUCCAGCUCUGUCCCAGACUGAACAGGGUUUUGCGGCAUGAGCAGAACUUUGCCGAUCGCUUCCUCCCUGACGAUGAGGCCGCCCAAGCCCUGGGCAAGAGCUGCUGGGAGGCCCUGGUCAGCCCCCUGGUGCAGAACGUCACCUCCCCUGAUGCGGAAGGUGUGAGCUCCCUGGGGUGGCUGCUGGAUCAGUACUUAGAACAGAGGGAGAGCUCGAGGAACCCCCUGAGUCGAGCAGCAUCCUUUGCCUCUCGCGUCCGUCGCCUUUGCCACUUGCUAGUGCACGUGGAGCCUCCGCCUGGGCCUUCUCCCGAGCCGUCCACUCGGCCCCUCAGCAGGAACAGUAAGGGUCGGGACCGGAGCCCCGGGCCUUCACCAGUUCUUCCGAGCAGCAGCCUGAGGAACAUCACCCAGUGCUGGCUGAGUGUGGUGCAGGAGCAGGUCAGCAGGUUCCUGGCUGCAGCCUGGAGGGCCCCUGACUUCGUGCCCCGAUACUGUGACCUCUACGAGCGCUUGCAGAGAGCGGGCUCGGAGCUCUUCGGGCCCCGGGCGGCCUUCACCCUGGCCCUGCGCAGCGGCUUCUCUGGCGCCUUGCUGCAGCAGUCCUUCCUCACGGCUGCUCACAUGAGCGAGCAGUUUGCCAGGCACAUCGACCAGCAGAUCCAGGGUGGGCUGAUCGGCGGAGCCCCUGGAGUGGAAAUGCUGGGGCGGCUUCAGCGGCACCUGGAGCCCAUCAUGGUCCUCUCUGGCCUGGAGCUGGCCACGACCUUUGAGCAUUUCUACCAGCACUACAUGGCGGACCGUCUCCUGAGCCUGGGCUCGAGCUGGCUGGAGGGGGCCGUGUUGGAGCAGAUUGGCCUCUGUUUCCCCAACCGCCUCCCCCAGCAGAUGCUGCAGAGCCUGAGCACCUCGGAGGAGCUGCAGCGCCAGUUCCACCUCUUCCAGCUUCAGCAGCUGGACAAGCUGCUCUUGGAGCAGGAGGAUGAGGGGGAACAGGGCCUGGAAGAGGAGGAGGACCAAGAGGAGGAAAAGGAGGCUGAGAAAGAACUAUUUAUCGAAGAUCCGAGUCCAACAGUUUCUAUACUGGUCCUGUCACCACGCUGCUGGCCGGUCUCCCCACUCUGCUACCUGUACCAUCCCAGAAAGUGCCUUCCCACAGAAUUCUGUGAUGCCCUUGACCGCUUCUCCAAUUUCUACAGCCAGAGUCAGAACCAUCCCGUCCUGGAUGUGGGGCCACAUCGGCGACUGCAGUGGACGUGGCUGGGCCGGGCUGAGCUGCAGUUUGGGGACCAGACGCUGCAUGUGUCCACUGUACAGAUGUGGCUGCUAUUGAAUUUCAAUCAGACAGAGGAGGUGUCGGUAGAGGCCUUGCUGAAGAAGUCUGACCUCAGCCCGGAGCUGCUGCUCCAGGCACUUCUGCCCCUCACCACGGACAGCGGCCCUUUGACCCUGCAGGGGGCUCAGGACUUUCCGCACGGGGGUGUGCUGCGGCUCCGUGAGCCUGGGCUCCAGGCCCAGGGGGAGCCCCUGUGGCUGCUCCCAGCCCAGAUGUACCUGAAUGUGGAGAAGGAUGAGGGCCGGACCCUGGAGCAGAAGAGGAACCUCCUGAGCUGUCUUCUUGUCCGUAUCCUCAAAGCCCACGGGGAAAAGGGCCUCCACAUUGACCAGCUGGUUUGCCUGGUGCUGGAGGCCUGGCGCAAGGGUCCCAAUCCCCCUGGCAGCCUGGGCCGCGCUGUGGCCGGCGGCGUGGCCUGCAGCAGCUCGGAUGUUCUCUCCUGCAUCCUGCACCUCCUGGGCCAGGGCUACGUGGAGCGGCGGGAUGACCGGCCCCAGGUCCUGAUGUAUGUCGCUCCAGAGCCUGCGGGGCCCUGCCGGGGUCAGGCAGAGGUCCCCUUCUCUGGCAGCCAGACCUGCGUUGAGAGCUCCAAGCCUAGCCCGGAAGCUGUGGCUGCCUUGGCAUCCCUACAGCUGCCUGCAGGCCGCACCAUGAGCCCCCAGGAGGUGGAAGGGCUGAUGGAGCAGACCGUGCGGCAGGUGCAGGAGACGCUGAACCUGGACCCCGAUGAGGCUCAGCACCUUCUGGCUCAUUCCCACUGGGGUGCCGAACAGCUGCUGCAGAACUACAGCGACAACCCGGAGCCGCUGCUGCUGGCGGCUGGGCUAUGCGUCCCCCAGGCCCAGCCCGCCCCCGCACGCCCUGACCACUGCCCUGUCUGCGUCAGCCCCCUGGAGCCUGAGGACGACUUGCCGGCCCUCUGCUGCAGGCACUACUGCUGUAAGUCUUGCUGGAACGAGUACCUGACAACUCGAAUCGAGCAGAACCUCGUGCUACACUGCACCUGCCCCAUCGCUGACUGCCCUGCCCAGCCCACGGGAGCCUUCAUCCGUUCCAUCGUCUCCUCGCCUGAAGUCAUCUCCAAGUACGAGAAAGCCCUCCUGCGUGGCUACGUGGAGAGCUGCUCCAAUCUGACGUGGUGCACCAACCCCCAGGGCUGCGAUCGCAUCCUGUGCCGCCAGGGCCUGGGCUGUGGAACCACUUGCUCCAAGUGUGGCUGGGCCUCCUGCUUCAACUGCAGCUUCCCUGAGGCCCACUACCCUGCCAGCUGUGGCCACAUGUCUCAGUGGGUGGAUGACGGCGGCUACUACGAUGGCAUGAGUGUAGAGGCCCAGAGCAAGCAUCUGGCCAAGCUCAUCUCCAAGCGCUGUCCCAGCUGCCAGGCUCCCAUUGAGAAGAACGAGGGGUGUCUGCACAUGACUUGUGCCAAAUGCAACCAUGGAUUCUGCUGGCGCUGCCUCAAGUCCUGGAAGCCAAAUCACAAAGACUAUUACAACUGCUCCGCCAUGGUAAGCAAAGCAGCUCGCCAGGAGAAGCGGUUCCAGGACUAUAAUGAGAGGUGUACUUUCCAUCACCAGGCCCGGGAGUUUGCUGUGAACUUGCGGAACCGCGUGUCUGCCAUCCACGAGGUGCCCCCACCCAAAUGCUUCACCUUCCUCAGCGACGCCUGCCGGGGUCUGGAGCAGGCUCGAAAGGUGCUGGCCUACGCCUGCGUAUACAGCUUCUACAACCAGGACACGGAGCAUGUGGACGUGGUGGAGCAGCAGACGGAGACCCUGGAGCUGCACACCAACGCCCUGCAGAUCCUCCUUGGUGAGGCCCUCUCCCCCAGCACCCCUGGACCUGAACAUGAAGAGGAGACGCUGCUGCGCUGCAGGGACCUGGCCUCAUCGCUGCGCCUGCUGCGGGCUGAGCACCUCAACACGGGCCUGGAGCUGCUGCGGCGGAUCCAGGAGAGGAUGCUCGCCAUCCUGCAGCACUCCACCCAGGACUUCAGGGUUGGUCUCCAGAGUCCAUCGCUAGAGGCCCGGGAGGCAAAAGGAUCCAACGUGCCCGGCAGUCAGCCACAGGGCUCCUUGGGGCUGGAGGGGGAUGAGGAAGAGGAAGACGACGAGGAGGAUGACGUGCCCGAGUGGCAGCAGGAUGAGUUUGAGGAGGAGCUGGACAAUGACAGCUUCUCCUAUGAUGAGGAGUCUGAAAACCUGGACCGAGAGACUUUCUUCUUCGGUGACGAGGAGGAAGAUGAUGAGGCCUACGACUGAGGGGCAGGGGGCAGGAAGGAUGCAGGGCGUGCAGAGCUGCUCAGAGCCCCAGCGCCCUUUCCCCAUCUACGGGGGGCCUUCUGUUGACUCAUUAAACUUUUUUCAUAUA